CACCCAACAUCUCGUAUUUGUUUUGCUUGUUUCUCUUUUGUGUGCCCCACUUACUUUUGCUGCUCCCCAUUCCCCCCAUAAAAAAAUAGAAACUUGAAUUAAGCUGCGGACAAAUGGUGCUGCAACAAAUCAAAAUGCUCCUAUUGGGCAUCAUAACGCUCUGCCGGCGUGCACUCUGCUGCUUCUCGCGACGCCGCAAGCUCAGCCACGGCGGCAGCGACCAGCUGCAAGCGAUCACAAUUGGCGACUUUCCAUCAACAACAAAGCCGGCAGGAACAACAACAACGGGCGGUGGCGGCAAAGAACGUGACUGGAACUCCUGGGAUGACAGUCCGCGCACCGUGGAGGAGCACAUUGAGCAGUAUCGCCAGCGCAUGGCACAGCCGCCAACACCGCCGAAAGAGGAGCCCGAGCCGGACUUCUUCAGUGAACUGACGCCGGACAUCAAGCCGCAGCCUAAAUAUUACCUGGACGAUGCGGCGCCGAAGCCAGCGCCAACAGAUUUCUCCAGACUGAAGGCUCACGACAUGGUGCCCAUCAGUGUCAAUGCUGAUCUCGAAGACUGGGUGGAUGACAACUCUGGCGGCUGGGAGGAGCUGGACACAUCGCAGACCAAGCAAAUGAUAAGGGAGAAACGUCGCGAGAUGCGCCAUCAGCGCCAGCCGCCGGCUAAGGCGCCGCAGCCGAGCAUCGGCGCCCAGCGGAUUAGCGAUUUGCAGCGCAUUGCGUAGUCCUGAUGGCCACAAACCGUCCUCUGCUAUACGAUCCAUUCCAUGGUCCACUUGUAAUUUUAUUGAAAAGUCUGCACACACACACACACACACACACUUUUAGUUACCAAUUGGCCUUAGUUUAAUGACCCCCAUCUUAAGCUGUUCGCCCUGGUUGGCCACAAUAAAACGCCAGCCACGAACGAA
Drosophila novamexicana is the source of this 917-nucleotide messenger RNA. Its product is annotated as receptor-binding cancer antigen expressed on SiSo cells. Gene Ontology annotation, cellular component: secretory granule. The transcript has 3 exons. The coding region runs from base 114 to 731 and encodes 205 amino acids. Lineage: Eukaryota; Metazoa; Arthropoda; Insecta; Diptera; Drosophilidae. The record is from RefSeq and is a predicted model, not a curated record.